UCCAGUGCAGGCGCGACAACUCUUGUAUCCUUGUUCCCGGUAAAACAUUCGUGAGACCAUGAAUUUUAUAUACAUUGAGUAAAUAAAAUCAAGCCCCCUAGCGAUACUGAUUUAGAAAAUUCUAGAAGGAGAACAGAGAAAGAGCCUGACAUCUUUAAAAAUUUCAUCGAGUCUAUCCGCUGCCAUCAGUUAAAUUACAAGUCAUAAUGCCUCCCAAAGCUAGAAAGAGAGGACGUAUGGACAGUCAAGCAAACCCGGCCAAAAGAAAAAGAAGACCUAGCCGACGUUUAAUCGAGGCACAACACUCGGAUAAACCCCAAGCGUCAGACAAGCCAGAGACGCCGCAAGCAGUGGCACAUGAGGCAGCACCUUUAUUGGCAAGGGAAAGCGCCAGUGACCAGAUCGGACAGGGUCCGUCACAGCAAGACACGGGUGCAGUGGCGUCGGUUUCGGGCUUUGGCUCCACAAGCAGACCCAGCACCAAUCCAAUUGCCCCUAGAAAUCUGGGAGAUUUGACACUGGAAACCAAUAAACUGUUAAAGGCCUCUAUGGCUGAGAAUACUUGGCACACAUAUAAGGCAGCUUUCCAAAGUUUCAAUCAUUUCAGAGUAGGCGAAUUGGCUUGUAAAUCGCUGAGAGGGAAGGACUCAAGACCUUUGCAACAAAACGACAUUGACAUCAUUCAAGUUAAUGGACACAAGCAGGUUAAGCUGACUAUAAGACAAUCAAAAACAGACCAAUUAGGUAACAAGGCCACCUUGUUUUUGUUUAGUACAGGAGGACCAGCUUGUCCUGUUUCUACCAUAAGUAAUUUUUUAGGGGUUCGAACUCGAGGCUCACCAAGUGCUAAUCAAUUCCUGGUGCAUUUCGAUGGUAAGCCUUUAACACGUUACCAGUUUUCUGCCCUGUUAGCUAAAACUUUACAAUUCUGCAACAUCAAGAAUGGGCGUUAUAGGUCACAUUCAUUUCGCAUAGGGGCAGCAACAGAGGCAGCAAUGAGGGGCAUACCUGACCAAAUAAUCAAAGAAUGGGGCAGAUGGAAGUCGGGGGCAUACUCUUCAUACAUUAGAUUCACAUAA
Messenger RNA from Saccostrea echinata, 1079 nucleotides. RefSeq lists its product as uncharacterized. Bases 207 to 1079 code for a protein of 290 amino acids. The record is from RefSeq and is a predicted model, not a curated record. Gene Ontology annotation, biological process: DNA integration; DNA recombination. Gene Ontology annotation, molecular function: DNA binding. Lineage: Eukaryota; Metazoa; Mollusca; Bivalvia; Ostreida; Ostreidae. The transcript is spliced from 3 exons.